Molecule: messenger RNA, 3932 nt
Organism: Chlorocebus sabaeus (green monkey)
Lineage: Eukaryota; Metazoa; Chordata; Mammalia; Primates; Cercopithecidae
Product: AMSH-like protease
Biological process (GO): motor neuron apoptotic process; negative regulation of apoptotic process; activation-induced cell death of T cells
Cellular component (GO): external side of plasma membrane; CD95 death-inducing signaling complex; membrane raft
Molecular function (GO): protein binding; metal-dependent deubiquitinase activity; K63-linked deubiquitinase activity
Source: RefSeq, a predicted model, not a curated record
CCCGCUGCAACGCCUUCCAGAAAAGGCCACCGCGGCCCGGGUUGCAGCGGCCGGACGGAUGCCAAGGCCACACGGCAGGCGCGGGGGCAGCCGUCGCAGUCGCCGUCCCACGCGCGCUGCGGACACCCAGGGUUGCUGAACUUUCUCUAAAACAACUGACGCUGCUGACACCCCCAGAGCCGAAGGUGCCAUAAUUGCUGAAGUUUAAAAGAAAAUUUAUACAAGGAAUAAGUAAUUCAGGAAACGGAACCCAAUCUAGAGAUGAAGUGAUUGAGAAGAAACAGUGAACAUCCUCAUUUCACAGAUAAGACAGCAUGGAUCAGCCUUUUACUGUGAAUUCUCUGAAAAAGUUAGCUGCUAUGCCUGACCAUACAGAUGUUUCCCUAAGCCCAGAAGAGCGAGUCCGUGCCCUAAGCAAACUUGGUUGUAAUAUCACCAUCAGUGAAGACAUUACUCCACGACGUUACUUUAGGUCUGGAGUAGAGAUGGAGAGGAUGGCGUCUGUGUAUUUGGAAGAAGGAAAUUUGGAAAAUGCCUUUGUUCUUUAUAAUAAAUUUAUAACCUUGUUUGUAGAAAAGCUUCCUAACCAUCGAGAUUACCAGCAAUGUGCAGUACCUGAAAAGCAGGAUAUUAUGAAGAAACUGAAGGAGAUUGCAUUCCCAAGGACAGAUGAAUUGAAAAACGACCUUUUAAAGAAAUAUAACGUAGAAUAUCAAGAAUAUUUGCAAAGCAAAAACAAAUAUAAAGCUGAAAUUCUCAAAAAACUGGAGCAUCAGAGAUUGAUAGAGGCAGAAAGGAAGCGGAUUGCUCAGAUGCGCCAGCAGCAGCUAGAAUCAGAGCAGUUUCUGUUUUUUGAAGAUCAACUCAAGAAGCAAGAGUUAGCCCGAGGUCAGAUGCGAAGUCAGCAAACCUCGGGGCUGUCGGAGCAGAUUGAUGGGAGCGCUUUGUCCUGCUUUUCCACACACCAGAACAAUUCCUUGCUGAAUGUAUUUGCAGAUCAACCUAAUAAAAGUGAUGCAACCAAUUAUGCUAGCCACUCUCCUCCUGUUAACAGGGCCUUAACGCCAGCUGCUACUCUAAGUGCUGUUCAGAAUUUAGUGGUUGAAGGACUGCGAUGUGUAGUUUUGCCAAAAGAUCUUUGCCACAAAUUUCUGCAGCUGGCAGAAUCUAAUACAGUGAGAGGAAUAGAAACCUGUGGAAUACUCUGUGGAAAACUGACACAUAAUGAAUUUACUAUUACUCAUGUAAUUGUGCCAAAGCAGUCUGCGGGACCAGACUAUUGUGACGUGGAGAAUGUAGAGGAAUUAUUCAAUGUGCAGGAUCAACAUGAUCUCCUCACUCUAGGAUGGAUCCAUACGCAUCCCACUCAAACUGCAUUCUUAUCCAGCGUUGAUCUUCACACUCACUGUUCCUAUCAACUCAUGUUACCAGAGGCCGUUGCCAUUGUUUGCUCACCAAAGCAUAAAGACACUGGCAUCUUCAGGCUCACGAAUGCUGGCAUGCUUGAGGUUUCUGCUUGUAAAAAAAAGGGCUUUCAUCCACACACCAAGGAGCCCAGGCUGUUCAGUGUUCUUACCUCUGUUGCUAGAUUAUUGUCCAAAUGUGUUAAUGCCCAAGUGACUGAUAUCAGCUCCAAGGAAUUUGAAUUGAGGAAGAUCGUUACUACAAUUGAGACUCAGAACUUGGAAGGCCUGCAUCACGAGGGCCAAUUCUGCCGUGACCCCUGUCCUCCAGGUGAAAGGAAAGCUAGGGACUGCACAGUCAAUGAGGAUGAACCAGACUGCGUGCCCUGCCAAGAAGGGAAGGAGUACACAGACAAAGGCCAUUUUUCUUCCAAAUGCAGAAGAUGUAGAUUGUGUGAUGAAGGACAUGGCUUAGAAGUGGAAAUAAACUGCACCCGGACCCAGAAUACCAAGUGCAGAUGUAAACCAAACUUUUUUUGUAACUCUGCUGUAUGUGAACACUGUGACCCUUGCACCAAGUGUAAACAUGGAAUCAUCGAGGAAUGCACACUCACCAGCAACACCAAGUGCAAAGAGGAAGAUUCCAGAUCUGAUUUGCCGUGGUUAUGUCUUCUUCUUCUCCUAAUUCCACCAAUUGUUUAUGUGGUGAUAAAGAAAACAUGCAGAAAGCACAGAAAGGAAAACCAAGGUCCUCAUGAAUCUACAACCUUAAAUCCUGAAACAGCAAUAAAUUUAUCUGAUGUUGACUUAAGUAAAUAUAUCACCACUAUCGCUGGACUCAUGACACUAAGUCAAGUUAGAGACUUUGUUCGAAAGAAUGGUGUCAGUGAAGCCAAAAUAGAUGAGAUCAAGAAUGACAAUGUCCAAGACACAGCAGAACAAAAAGUUCAACUGCUUCGUAAUUGGUAUCAACUUCAUGGAAAGAAAGAUGCAUGUGACACAUUGAUUAAAGGUCUAAAAACAGCCGAUCUUUGUACUGUUGCAGAGAAAGUUCACGCUGUCAUCCUCAAGGACAUUACUAGUGACACAGAAAAUUCGUUCGGAAAUGAAGUCCAAAACUUGGUCUAGAGCAAAAAACAACAAAUUCAGUUCUGAGUAUAUGCAAUUAGUGUUUGAAAAGAUUCUUAAUAGCUGGCUGUAAAUACUGCUUGGUUUCUUACUGGGUACAUUUUAUCAUUUAUUAGCUCUGAAGAGCCAACAUAUUUAUAGAUUUUUAAUAUCUCAUGAUUCUGCCUCCAAGGAUAUUUAAAAUCUAGUUGGGAAGACAAAUGUCAUCAAGAGUAAAUGCAGUGGCAUGCUAACUACCCAAAUAGGAGUGUAUGCAGAGGACAAAAGAUUAAGAUUAUCUUCUGGUAUCUAACAUAUGAUUCUGUAGUAUGAAUGUAAUCAGUGUAUAUUAGUACAAAUGUCUAUCCACAGGCUAACCCCAUUCCAUGAAUCAACAGAAGAAGCUAUGACCUUCUGUUGGAAUGUCAGUUACUGAACAGGCCACUUUGCCUCUAAAUUACCUCUGAUCAUUCUAGAGAUUUUACCAUAUUUCUAAACUUUGUUUACAACUCUGAGAGGAUCAUAUUUAUGUAAAGUAUAUGUAUUCAGAUGAAGAAUUUAAAUAAGGCUCUACCUCAGAGAAUUUUGCACAGAUUAAUCGUAUCAUAGUAUACAAUAUUUCAAUUGUGAAUUCACAUAGAAAACAUUAACUUAUAAUAUUUUACUAUCAUAUAUGUGUAUACAUUUUACCGGCUCAAAACCACCUACUUCUUUCUCAGGUGUCAAAAGCAUUUUGAGCAGGAGAGUAUUGCUAGAGCUUUGCCACCUCUCCAUUUUCUCCUUGGUGCUCAUCUUAAUGGCCCAAUGUACCCCCAAACAUGGAAGUAUCAUCAAAAAAUUGCUUAAAUCACCAAAAAGCAAGACUGCCCUUAGAAAUUCUAGCCUGGUUUGGAGAUACUAACUGCUCUCAGAGAAAGUAGCUUUGUGACAUGUCAUAAACCCGUGUCUGCAAUCAAAGAUGAUAAAGCAGAUUCUUAUAUUUCCCCCACUCCCCAAAAUGUUCAAUAAUGUCCCAUGUAAAACUUGCUACAAAUGGCAGUUUAUACAUAGCAAUGGUAAAAUCAUUAUAUGGAUUUAGGAAUUGCUCUUGUCAUGCCCUGUAGGUUCUUAGACUUAAAAGCCUUCUCAUUGCUGCUAUCCUACAUUUAAAUACCUUUGAAAGUUUGUAUUAAAUGUGAAUUUUAAGAAAUAAUAUUUAUAUUUCUAUAAAUGUAAACUGUGAAGAGAGUUAAAAACUGAAGCAGAUACCUAGAACCACCUAAAGAACUUCCAUUUAUAGAGGAUUUUUUGCCCCUUGUGUUUGGAAUUAUAAAAUAUAGGUAAAAAUUUCUGGUUUUCUCUUUUUUGGUAGGGGCUUGCUUUUUGGUUUUGUGUUCCUUUUCUCUAAAUGUUGCUAAAUAUAACUUGUUUAUGAAUCUUUAA